Molecule: messenger RNA, 4268 nt
Organism: Athene cunicularia (burrowing owl)
Lineage: Eukaryota; Metazoa; Chordata; Aves; Strigiformes; Strigidae
Gene: TFAP2D
Product: transcription factor AP-2 delta
Exons: 7
Coding region: 380-1747 (455 amino acids)
Biological process (GO): anatomical structure development; regulation of transcription by RNA polymerase II; regulation of cell population proliferation
Cellular component (GO): nucleus
Molecular function (GO): DNA-binding transcription factor activity, RNA polymerase II-specific; RNA polymerase II transcription regulatory region sequence-specific DNA binding
Source: RefSeq, a predicted model, not a curated record
GCAAAGCUUUCUCAAUGUGUAACGCUGUAACAUAGGGACGGGACUUGUGUGUAUUCGCGGUAGUUUCCUCUGUUUGAUGACUUUUUUUGUGUCAGCCCCAGAUAUUACAGCUGUGAUCAGGAGGUGGAUGGAUAGAUGGAUGGAUGGACAGAUAGAUAGAUAGUUAGUUUUUAUUUCAGUGCGUGGAUUCCUUUCACUUGACGGUAUUAAGGGCAGGCUGGGCUGUUUAUGAUUUUUUUGAACAGACCUUUAUGGCACCAGCCCAAGGUAGGAAAGGAUCUUUUGUUGAUGGGGUUGCCGCUCGCAGGCUUAGACGGUUCUGCAGGGGGAGAAGCUAUGCAGGACAGCGUGCUUGGAAGAACCGCACCCGGGGUUUUCCAUGACAAACCUCCAGUUUUGGGGUCUUCUUUUCACUUCUUCCUUUCAGAUACGUCAUGACGGAUCAAACAGUUACCGUUUGAUGCAGCUUGGAUGCCUGGAGUCUGUGGCCAACUCGACCGUCGCCUAUUCCUCCUCAUCUCCUCUCACUUACUCUACUACGGGCACCGAGUUCGCCUCCCCGUACUUCUCCACUAACCACCAGUACACCCCACUGCACCACCAGUCCUUCCACUACGAGUUCCAACACAGCCACCCGGCAGUCAACCCCGACGCUUACUCCUUGAACUCUCUCCAUCACUCCCAGCAAUACUACCAGCAGAUCCACCAUGGGGAACCCACUGAUUUUAUCAACCUGCACAAUGCGCGGGCGCUCAAGUCCUCUUGCUUGGACGAGCAGAGGAGAGAGCUGGGGUGCUUAGAUGCUUACCGCCGCCACGACCUGUCUCUUAUGAGCCAUGGAUCCCAAUAUGGGAUGCAUCCAGAUCAAAGACUCCUGCCAGGACCAAGCCUCGGGCUUGCAGCCUCGGGAGCAGACGAUUUGCAGAGCUCAGUGGAGGCCCAGUGUGGACUUGUACUGAACGGGCAAGGAGGUGUGAUAAGAAGAGGUGGCACCUGUGUUGUUAACCCCACCGACCUGUUCUGCUCUGUUCCUGGUCGCUUAUCUCUCCUCAGCUCCACUUCGAAGUACAAAGUGACGAUUGCGGAGGUGAAGAGGCGCCUUUCACCACCAGAAUGCCUCAACGCUUCCCUCUUAGGAGGCAUUUUGAGAAGAGCAAAAUCCAAGAACGGAGGACGAUGCUUGCGAGAAAAAUUAGACAGACUGGGACUGAAUUUGCCUGCAGGAAGAAGAAAAGCAGCAAAUGUCACACUCUUGACUUCCUUGGUAGAAGGGGAAGCAUUACAUUUGGCCAGAGAUUUCGGCUACACCUGUGAAACAGAGUUCCCUGCCAAGGCGGUAGGAGAGCACAUUGCCAGACAGCACAUGGAACAGAAAGAGCAGACAGCAAGGAAAAAGAUGAUCCUGGCGACAAAACAAAUAUGUAAAGAAUUCCAAGACCUUCUAAGUCAAGACAGAUCACCCCUCGGAUCCUCCAGGCCGACUCCAAUAUUAGACCUCGACAUCCAGAGACAUUUAACACAUUUCAGUUUGAUCACUCAUGGUUUUGGAACUCCUGCAAUAUGUGCUGCCCUAAGCACUUUCCAAACUGUUCUCAGUGAAAUGCUGAACUACUUGGAAAAGCACACAUCGCACAAAAACGGAGGAGCAGCGGAAUCUGGCCAAGGACACGCCAACUCGGAGAAAGCCCCCCUGCGGAAAACUUCAGAGGCUGCUGUGAAAGAGGGCAAAACAGAAAAGACAGACUAGCUACAUCAAACAGAAUCUAUUUCAAGAGAGUCUUGCUGCUGAUAUUUUUUUUAAAUAUAUAUAUCAUUGAGGGCGAUUUAUCUCCAGUGGACCAAAUCCAAAAAAAAAAAAAAAGGGGAAAAAAGAGAAAAAAAAAAAAAAAAAAAAAAAAAAAAAAAAAAAAGAGAAAAAAAUAAAAUAAAAAAGAGAAAGAUUAAAACAGAGAGAAAGAGAGAGCGUGAGAGAGGAAAGUAUUCAACCCUAAGAACAGCAGUGUACAGUAAUUGUGUGAUGAAAUUGUCACUUUUUUAAAAUUUAUGUUGCUCUAAACUACUUUUUCGUGCACGUAGUAUUUGAUUGUUCUGAAUGAUACACUAACACUGUUUUUUAUAAGCACUUCUGGACUUGGCUGAGGUGGCACAUGAAAUCUGAAGCACUUUCUUCUCCGGCAGCAGAGUUAGGGCCAUUACACUGGUUGUGGGACACACAGUUCCAGCAUCCUGACUUUGCUUGCAUGCUGGAUAGAUUGAAAGAAGGGCUUCCUCUGAUCCAUCGGACAUGCCUGAUCUACUGACCAUUGGGAAAACAAUAUGGGAACCUGGCAAAAGAGGAAUUCUUGGGUCAUGGGACAAAUGAACCGUUCAGUGUUGGGGGCUGCUUAUCCCCAAGUGGGAAUGUACAAUAAAGCUGCACUGGAAUGAGGCCAGAACCUGUUGGGAAUCUGUCCUGACCAUUCAAGCAGCAGCCAUGGUGUCACAUGUGAAAAGAGCAUGGCAGACUAAAACGAAAAAAAAAAACCUUGAUAGUUUCAAUAAGAGCCCCGAUCCCUCUGUGAACUUCCGAUUAAAUGACAGCAUGGGCUUCUGUCCUCUAUCUUCUCAGCCCCUGGUCCCACAACACUGCAGUCUGCCAUACCUGGGUCUCUGUUCAACAGGAUCAAUGCAGGCAAUUGGAGUCACCUUUUGUGUUGCCUUGAUUUUACGAUGCUUUCUUUUCUUCAACAGCUUGUUUCUGCAGCUUUAUUGCCUUUAUCCAGCUGAGGUGCAGAGGUCUAACAGAAUCCACUCACUUACCAAAAAUAAAAUAAAACCAAAAUGACAAAUAAGACAGAUUGGCUUAGUCCACAGCAGCAAAGUGAUAAUACCCUUGUUAAUGUACUUUUGAAAUAUUACUUUACCACCUACUACACAUCCUUACACAGAAAACAUUGGAGUCAUAGUUUGAGCUCAAGCCUCUUUGAGUCAAGAGGCUUUUCCCAGCCACAUUCUCACUUCUUCUCCAACAAGACUUUUAUUCCAUGCUUUUUCUUGUUUCUCUGACUUCACUUUACUGAGAAAGUUAGGAAGGAUUGGUAUUAUGGGGUGGGGUUAUGCUGGCCAUCUAAACUCCUUUUACGAUCAGCAGAACCAGACCUUUUCUUCUAAGGGACAAUUCAUCUCUUUCUAUGGUAGGAAAUAUAGUUGUCCAUGUGUAAGUGUUUAGAGCCAUUUGAGAUGUUUUAGCCUAAGACAGCCACAGAGUUCUGACAGAUAUGACGUAAAACCUAUUGGAGAACUGGACUCCCCUGGAGAAGCCCAGAAGACAGCACUAGAUACCUAUGGGUGGUUACUUAACUUGCCCACCAAGCAUCUGGGACAGGUAGAAGGGAUCAUCUGGAAGUGCCUGUCAUUCUCCACAGAUAAUAGUUGGAAUGUAACGGUGGAAUUUUGCAUUGUACGUGACUUCAACUGGAUUAAUCACCCUCCUCUGCCUAUAAUCGGUGGAGACAAAAAGGCACUCACAACAUUCAGUUUAUCUCACCUCACAGUAGGGAUGAAUGAUGCCAUGAAAGUGUGUACUUUUCUCAGCUAGGUAUAAAGGAAGCCAAGGAUAAAAUCCCUCAUACAUAUGUGUCUAUAUCACAGCUUUCUCGAACUAGUUAUUAUGCAUUACUUCUUGGAUGUCCAGCUUUAGACUAAACCUAGGGACUAUGACAAAUAUCUGAGAGCAUUUACAGCCACGAUGUGAGGGAGUCAAACUAAAUUAACAAGAUCAGCCUUGCCUUCUAACUGUAUGGAAGGAAAUAGAGGGCUUACGGCAUGAUGCUGUUCCUCUUGAGGUCCGUAAGGACAUUGCCAUCAUGGUGAGAAAACAUGCUAGGAACUAAUGAAUCCCUACUUGCUUGUGUAAGGAAAUCUACAAAAACGAAAAGAAAUCCUAUGAUUUUGCCCAGAUUUGUCCUUGUUCAUGGUAGGUAUAGAACUUCGAUAUCUACUUUAGUGCUAUCUAGGCACCUUCUAUGCAUUGAGUAAAAUAGAUGUAUCUCCAUGGGACUCCAUCUCCUUAACACACUAUGAUCAGCUAAGUGCCUAACAGAACUUAAAUUUUACUGAAUUAAUUUUUCCCUCCAGCACCUCUGGAGAAGUGCUAAAAUCAAAUGAAUGAUCCUCAGAGAUGUCUUCCACAGAAACACUGUGGAACUGUUCUAGAACAUGAAAUACUUGAGUGUGAAAGUAGGAAACCACAAUUAAAAGUGAAAAGGAAGCUCACUCUACUUUUUCUA